Rhodotorula toruloides NP11 is the source of this 2142-nucleotide messenger RNA. RefSeq lists its product as uncharacterized. NCBI's taxonomy places the organism in Eukaryota, Fungi, Basidiomycota, Microbotryomycetes, Sporidiobolales, Sporidiobolaceae. The record is from RefSeq and is a predicted model, not a curated record. The transcript is spliced from 9 exons. Bases 1 to 2142 code for a protein of 713 amino acids.
AUGUCAACCAUCGCUUGCUUCCUGACAUCUCGCGACACCAGCUCGAACGGACUCAAGGGGACGCUGGGAGGCACCAUGUUCCCGGAUUCCUUCAUCUCCAGAAAUGCCCUCCGACUGCUCAUCCUCACACUCGACAGCACUGUGCCGCUGAGUGCGCUGUGGCUCAUUGCAGCCUACUUCUGCCACCCUGCCUCGCCCGCCAUCGCCUUUACGACGUGGUUGCCCGUCUCGGACGCAGCCGAACUCGUCCUGCGCUUCCGGCAUCCGCUCGCUCUCGUCACGCUUUGGGCCGGAGCAGAAGUGGCAUGGUGGAUUGUGUCGUGCGUUGCGCGGAUAGGGCUGGACAGGAACUGGUGGGGAGAGCGGCAGGAGGACGAGGAGAUUGGCAGCGAGGAGCGAUGGAGGUUGUGGAAGUCGAUGCUCGAGUCGACGCGCGAUCCGUGGGACUGGAUGGGCUCGGCAUUCCUCCCGGCAACGCACAAGCGGGCGGCGAGAGGCGCGGCUGAUCCGGCGCUCAAGAAGGUCAAGAUGGAGACGGUCGGUCGAACGAACGUCGAGGAGUUCAUCGCCCACUUCAUGUUCAACGCAAACCUGCGCGACCUGAAGCGCGACUCUCUCGCCCGCGCCGAGCUGCACUCGAUGAUCCUCCUUCUCGAAGCACAAAUCACCCUCUCUCGCCCCGGCUCCCAACCCUUCCGCUUCCUCCGCGGCCGCUCGCGCCAUCGCGUCUUCCAGCUCUCCAACGAGCCGCUCAGCGUCGGCCACCAUCCCCUCGUUUUCUAUGCCGCAAUCGCCUUCGUCUCGCAACUUUCGAACUUCAUCCUGUACCUCGCCGGCUUCCGCUACUAUGGCGCAGGAGCGUGGACCUUCACGCCCUUCUUCAUGCGCUCGUCUCGACGCUUGCUCGAAUCGGUCCUCGACCCGCUCGAGGCGUCUCGCAUGGGCGACGCCCGUCUGGCAGAACGCGUUGGCUACUGGAUGAAGCCGGCGUCAAAAAAGGCUCAGGAGGAAGACCUCAAGCCGCUCGUUUUCUGCCACGGCAUCAGCGGGACGUUUGUCCUGACGCCCUUCCUUGUCUGCAUGUCAUAUUUGACCGGUCGUGCGAUCUUCCUUCCCGAAGUGCCCUACGUCUCGAUGCGCCUCUCGCCGCCGAGCGCUAUUCUUACUCGCCUGGAAUACGUCGCCGCCGUCCGUCGCAUGUUGUGGGCGCAUGGCUUUGGCUUGACGAGCCUUGAUGCCGACGAGAACGACUCGGACUUCGACGAGGAACACGAUGAGGAGGAGUGGCGGAGGGGCAAGGCGAUUGUAAUCGCCCAUAGCUUCGGGACGGGCGCAGCAGCGUGGUUGCUCAGGGACGCACCCGACAUUGUUGCUGGAUCGGUCCUCAUCGACCCGAUGAGCUUCCUCCUCUUCGCCUCCGACCUUCCUCGCAACUUUUUCCGCACGAAGUGCAGCACGACCGGCGAGAUCUUCUUCCGCUACUUCGCGGUCGAGCGAGGGAUCAACCAUUUCCUCUCGCGCCACCUCCGCUGGUCCGACUCGGUCAUCUUUGGUCCUCGGCCCGUCGCGCCUCUUCCCGACCGCGUCGUUCGCGCCCUCGUACCCAAGUGCGCGCAAGAACCGCUCGAGCCGCCUCUCGACAUUCCCAACUAUGCGCAGUGGGUCAGCCCCUGUCCCCAAGGUCCUCUGCCCUCGGUCGUCUUCCUCUCGGAGAACGACUGUAUCCUGCCGAUCGAGAAGGUCCGGCGAUAUCUCGAAGCGAGCGGCUUCUCAACUGGCGCGUCAUCCUCCACCGAUGCGAGCGCGGUCGAGAAGGUGCUGAAGAUCGAGGGGAAGAAGGAGGAAGGCGUAGGGGGCGACACAGCAGAAGAUGGUGCGGCGGAUGCGGACAAGCCCGACAGCGAAGACGAGUCGACUCUCGUUUCUUCCUCGACCUCGCUCAUCGAUCCUUCGACUUCCUCCUCGUCGACCGUCGCACCCAGCAAAGCCGCCGACGCCUCACUCUACAUCGUCCCUCACGCAGAACACGGCGCCAUCCUCACUCCAUGGGUCAUCUUUGCGCAAGAGUGGCCGAAGAAGGUUCGCGACGCUAUUGACAGGGUUGAACAGGCGUCGGCGCGAUGGGAAACGAUGGACGACUAG